Messenger RNA from Mandrillus leucophaeus (drill), 3756 nucleotides. RefSeq names its product glucosidase, beta (bile acid) 2 (gene GBA2). Bases 517 to 3084 code for a protein of 855 amino acids. Gene Ontology annotation, molecular function: beta-glucosidase activity; glucosylceramidase activity. Lineage: Eukaryota; Metazoa; Chordata; Mammalia; Primates; Cercopithecidae. Gene Ontology annotation, cellular component: membrane. The transcript has 17 exons. The record is from RefSeq and is a predicted model, not a curated record. Gene Ontology annotation, biological process: glucosylceramide catabolic process; central nervous system development; carbohydrate metabolic process.
GGGCUCGGGUUGUCCCGGCGCCCAGGGUCACCUUCCCACGGGCUGGCACCUGGGCGCGGGCGCUGCCCCGGAGCCGGCCUGCGGGACCUGGCGCCCAAUCCUGGGGGACCCGGUGCCGUGGCCCAGGGGCCGGGCCGAGGUCCCGUGGGCGGUGCCUUGCGGGCCCGUCCCGGGGCGGUGCCUGGUGGGCUGGCCCCGCGGCUCCUCCCCUCUCUGCGGGCCCAGUCGCCCUUUGGCCGGGCGAGCUAAUCAUCGCGGCUCAAUGACGACGAGGUCCGACCCUUUCCGUCCAGGACCUACAGAGACAACCGAAGGAGAGCCCAAGGCGGCUUCAUUGCUGUCGCCGCCGCCACUGAAGCAAGAGCUCCCCGGCUCCACUGAAACACCAGCUCAUCUAAGCUUUCCCCAACGCCCGGCCCUCCGGGACGAUACCUAACAACCACCGGCGCCCACAUUUGGAAUAGGCUGGCGAGAUACUUAGUAUCCGAGGGCUCGGAACUUGGGGCCAUCGAGGUCAUGGGGACCCAGGAUCCAGGAAACAUGGGAACUGGCGUCCCAGCCUCGGAGCAGAUAAGCUGUGCCAAAGAGGAUCCACAGGUUUAUUGCCCUGAAGAGACUGUAGGCACCAAGGAUGUGCAGGUUACAGACUGCAAGAGUCCCGAAGACAACCGACCCCAAAAAGAGACGGGCUGCUGCAAUCCGGAGGACUCUGGGCAGCUGAUGGCUUCCUAUGAGGGUAAAGCUAUGGGCUACCAGGUGCCUCCCUUUGGCUGGCGCAUCUGUCUGGCUCAUGAGUUUACAGAGAAGAGGAAACCCUUUCAAGCUAACAAUGUCUCCCUAAGGAACAUGAUAAAGCAUAUAGGCAUGGGCUUGAGGUACCUGCAGUGGUGGUACCGGAAGACCCAGGUGGAAAAGAAGACACCUUUCAUCGACAUGAUCAAUUCUGUACCCCUAAGACAGAUUUAUGGUUGUCCCUUGGGUGGCAUCGGGGGAGGCACUAUUACCCGUGGCUGGAGAGGCCAGUUCUGUCGUUGGCAGCUUAACCCUGGAAUGUAUCAGCACCGGACAGUCAUCGCUGACCAAUUCACAGUGUGCCUACGCCGGGAAGGGCAGACUGUGUACCAGCAAGUCCUGUCCCUGGAGCGCCCAAGUGUCCUCCGCAGCUGGAACUGGGGCCUGUGUGGGUACUUUGCUUUCUACCACGCCCUCUAUCCCCGAGCCUGGACUGUCUAUCAGCUUCCUGGCCAGAAUGUCACCCUCACCUGCCGUCAGAUCACACCCAUCUUGCCCCAUGACUACCAGGACAGCAGCCUGCCUGUAGGAGUCUUUGUGUGGGAUGUGGAAAAUGAAGGGGAUGAAGCUCUAGAUGUGUCCAUCAUGUUCUCCAUGCGGAAUGGACUGGGGGGUGGAGACGAUGCCCCAGGGGGUUUGUGGAAUGAGCCCUUCUGUCUGGAGCAUGGCGGGGAAACUGUCCAGGGGCUGCUGCUGCAUCAUCCAACCCUUCCAAACCCCUACACAAUGGCUGUGGCUGCACGAGUCACGGCAGAUACCACGGUAACCCACAUCACAGCCUUUGACCCUGACAGCACGGGGCAGCAGGUGUGGCAGGAUCUACUUCAGGAUGGACAGCUGGACUCUCCCGCUGGCCAAAGCACCCCUACGCAGAAAGGAGUAGGCAUUGCUGGAGCUGUGUGUGUUUCCAGCAAGUUGCGACCUCGAGGCCAGUGCCGCCUGGAGUUUUCACUGGCCUGGGACAUGCCCAGGAUCCUGUUUGGAGCUAAAGGCCAAGUCCACUACAGGCGGUAUACAAGGUUCUUUGGCCAGGAUGGAGAUGCAGCACCUGCCCUCAGCCACUAUGCACUGUGCCGAUACGCAGAGUGGGAAGAGAGGAUCUCAGCUUGGCAGAGCCCAGUAUUGGAUGACAGAUCACUGCCUGCCUGGUACAAAUCUGCACUGUUCAAUGAACUAUACUUCCUGGCUGAUGGAGGCACAGUAUGGCUGGAAGUUCGUGAGGACUCCCUACCAGAGGAGCUGGGCAGAAACAUGUGUCACCUCUGCCCCACCCUACGGGACUACGGUCGAUUUGGCUACCUUGAGGGCCAGGAGUACCGCAUGUACAACACAUAUGAUGUCCACUUUUAUGCCUCCUUUGCCCUCAUCAUGCUAUGGCCCAAACUUGAGCUCAGCCUACAGUAUGACAUGGCUCUGGCCACUCUCAGGGAGGACCUGACACGGCGACGGUACCUGAUGAGUGGGGUGAUGGCACCUGUGAAAAGGAGGAACGUCAUCCCCCAUGAUAUUGGGGACCCAGAUGAUGAACCAUGGCUCCGGGUCAAUGCAUAUUUGAUCCACGAUACUGCUGACUGGAAGGACCUGAACCUGAAGUUUGUGCUGCAGGUUUAUCGGGACUAUUACCUGACGGGUGAUCAAAACUUCCUGAAGGACAUGUGGCCUGUGUGUCUAGCUGUGAUGGAGUCUGAAAUGAAGUUUGACAAGGAUCAUGAUGGACUCAUUGAAAAUGGAGGCUACGCAGACCAGACCUAUGAUGGAUGGGUGACCACAGGCCCCAGUGCUUACUGUGGAGGGCUGUGGCUGGCAGCUGUGGCUGUGAUGGUCCAGAUGGCUGCUCUGUGUGGGGCACAGGACAUUCAGGAUAAGUUUUCUUCCAUCCUCCACCGGGGCCAAGAAGCCUAUGAGAGACUGCUGUGGAAUGGCCGCUAUUACAACUAUGACAGCAGCUCUCAGCCUCAGUCUCGUAGUGUUAUGUCUGACCAGUGUGCUGGACAAUGGUUCCUGAAGGCCUGUGGCCUAGGAGAAGGAGAGACUGAGGUGUUUCCUACCCCACAUGUGGUCCGUGCUCUCCAAACUAUCUUUGAGCUGAACGUCCAGGCCUUUGCAGGAGGGGCCAUGGGGGCUGUGAAUGGGAUGCAGCCCCAUGGUGUCCCUGAUAAAUCCAGUGUGCAGUCUGAUGAAGUCUGGGUGGGUGUGGUCUACGGAUUGGCAGCUACUAUGAUCCAAGAGCUCCUGCCUUCAGGCUUGCCUGUGGGUCACAGUUACCUCCUCUACUUGCUUCCCGCUCCUUGAAGGCAAAGACUAUACUGCCUCCAUCUAUCCAGUGGAAAUGGCUAUUCAGAGGGUGCUAAGUUAGUAUGUAUGACUGUCAUCUCUCCCAACAGGGCCUGACUUGGGAGGGCUUCCAGACAGCUGAAGGCUGCUACCGUACCGUGUGGGAGCGCCUGGGUCUGGCCUUCCAGACCCCAGAGGCAUACUGCCAGCAGCGGGUGUUCCGCUCACUGGCCUACAUGCGGCCACUGAGCAUCUGGGCCAUGCAGCUAGCCCUGCAACAGCAGCAGCACAAAAAGGCCUCCAGGCCAAAAGUCGAACAGGGCACAGGACUAAGGACAGGGCCUAUGUUUGGACCAAAGGAAGCCAUGGCAAACGUGAGCCCAGAGUGAACCGUCUGAACUGUGGGAGGAAAGCGCUAACAGCCCAGCCUCCAGCCUGGCCUUUCCUCCUUCCCCUCUGAACCUCCUGCAACCCUGAGCCAUCAGGACAAUCAUACCCCUUCCCUUCUCCCCACCCAGUUGUGCCAGUAAAUGGGGGUUGAGGGUGACCUAGGCAGCAUUAGAAUCACUUAUUUAUUUCUUUCCUCACCCGUUCCCUCACUGCAUGAAAUGUUCAGGGAGGUCAGUUGAUUUCCCCAGGUACAUUCAUGGGGUGAGACACAUGGGUACAAAUAAAAGACCCAGAAAGCCA